Messenger RNA from Dentiscutata heterogama, 567 nucleotides. The record is from the annotation of a GenBank genome assembly. NCBI's taxonomy places the organism in Eukaryota, Fungi, Glomeromycota, Glomeromycetes, Diversisporales, Gigasporaceae.
CGAAUUGUAUGGAUGGAGUAUGGAUCAAAUUGUUAAAGAAGUUGGAUUGAAAAACAAUUGUACUUUUUGUGGUGUUUUCAGACGUCAGGCAUUAGAUCGAGGUGCUGUAAUCUUGGAUGUAGAUCAUAUAGUGACGGGGCAUAAUGCUGAUGAUAUUGCUGAAACAGUUUUGAUGAAUAUCUUAAGGGGGGAUAUCGCUCGACUUCCACGAUGUACCGAGAUAUGUACGUCUGGAGAUGGAUGUAUACGAAGAUCAAAACCGUUUAAAUACACUUACGAAAAAGAAAUCGUUAUGUAUGCUUAUUUUAAGAAGCUCGAUUAUUUUUCGACUGAGUGUAUAUACUCACCAAAUGCAUAUCGGGGACAUGUACGGACUUUCAUAAAAGAUUUGGAAUCUAUACGACCUAGUGCUAUUAUAGACAUCAUACAUUCUGGGGAAGCCUUUGAAAUAAAAAACGGGGUAAAAUUGCCUGUACAAGGUGUAUGUAAACGAUGCGGAUAUAUGUCUAGUAAUGAACUUUGUAAAGCAUGUAUGUUACUAGAAGGUUUGAAUCGUGGAUUACCAAA